UUCAAGCGUCUCCUAAAUAAAGUUCUAAAAUAAAACAAGAAUAAAAGAGCAAGGGAAAUAUUGUAAUUAAACAUUAGAAUUAAACUAAAAUAUACUCAAUAACCAAACUCAACGUAUAUUAAAAGUUUAAACCAUUUCUUAAACAAGUGUAAACAAUGGAGAACAUAUCGAAAAUGGCAAUUGAUGACAGCUCUUCCUCAAUGUACUUUUCUUUUAAUAAUACGACUGCAUAUAAAAUGCAAUUGGAAGUCGCCAAUGACAAUUCAAUUCCCGCUAACGAUGAAAAUGAAUGUGAUCAAAAUGACACGCUGGAAGCCGAUGAUGCAAAUCAACCCAUAGAACAAGUGCAAACAGUAAAGAAGCUAUCAUUUGGCGUAUCCCCUGCCAAAGCCAUUCCUAAAAAUAUUCUUAAGGCGUAUAACGUUCUUUCAUCGACUCCAACUAAAGCACAGUUGCUUAGAAGUGUCGAAUUUAAUAGAGGAUCGGCUGCUGUAGAUGUCGAUGACCUGGGGUUAGCGUUCUUAGAAGCCCCUCAGGAAUCCAUCAAAUCCGUUUUAACCGAAGAGAAAGAAAAUCAACCUCAAGAAUCCCAAGAAAUAGUAUUUUCAGAGACUUCUUCAGAAAUAGUGGUAUCUGUGAUUGAAAAGACGCAGGAAGAAGAGAAACCAGUCAAAAAGGUGGGUUUUUCUAAUUUGCCCAUUUUGAAGAACUCAGGAAAUUCUAAUAUACAAGGAGGCACUCCUAAUGUCCGUCGAUCUUUUGCAAGACAUGAGCCAGAUCUUGCCAGAAAUCGUCCUUCGAGAAUUAACAAGAGAGUAUCUAUCGCUCAAAAUACUCGUAAUUUAGCACAUUUUCAGUCCAGCGCGGAUGAAAUUCCUAAGAUGCUUAGCUCAAUUCUCAAAAUUUCCAAAGGAUUACCGAAAAAAAGACAAUCAAUUACUAAUAUUGAUAAUCCUUUCAAUUUACUGGGAAGGGCCACUAGGAUGUCGAUUGUUAAAACCACGCUAAAUAGCCCAGCACGAAAGGUUUCACGCAAGUCAAUGAAUUCAGUUCAAAUUGGAAAAAUCAGUACCAGUAUCUGCAACCUUCCAGUAAACAAAGCUAAAAGCAUUGGUCGUUCUUCUCCUCCCAAAAGGGUUAUUCCGACAAAUAUAAGAAAAAGUAUGAUUCCUUCUAAUGCGACCAGUCCAAAGAAAGCGACGAUCGUUCCCUCAAAUGCACGUAAAAGCAUGAUUGCUUCUAGGUCUUCAACUUGGCUCCAAAAUCCCAGAAAAAGUAUGUCGACAAAGACAUCUAACGUAUCCAUAUCGGGGCCACCAAAAAACCAGACCACAAGUGGUGGUUCAAAGGAUGACUUUACUUGCGAAUUUUGCUCAAGAAAGUUCUUUGUCUUGUCCCUAUUCGAAACGCACAAGAGAACUCACAACAAAAUUCCCUCCUCCACAAAGACUUCUGCCGCCUUCGACAAUAAGUGUCGCUAUUGUGACAAGAAGUUUGCCAUUGCUAAGGCACUUGCAAAUCAUCUUAUUCAAAAUUGUACUAAAAUUCCGCCAGGUGAUAAAAAAAAGCUCCUCUUUCCAACUGAUCAGCCAAUUGCCACUCAUUCUAAAGCAAAACUACCAUCCAAAUUAUUGUCAAACGCUUCUAGCUGUGAUUCGUUCCCGAGCUCAACACAACUAUCUCGAAGCCAGUUAAAUGCCAAGAAAUUAACCGAUGGCAACAUAUCUAUGGCCCCUCAAUCAUCGAACAAUAAAUUGAAAAAAAAACUGGCUCACUCGGGAGUCUAUUGUACACCCAACAAGCAAAUCAUGUGUCACAUCUGUAAGACGAGCUUCAGUAAUAUUUUAGCUUUCACUGAACAUAAAAAAACACAUUCGAAUGCAGCGAAUGCAGUUGGUGAUAGCGAUGGCGCUUAAGAGACGGAAUCAGUAAAUACUAAUGUUCGAGGUUAAAACGAUGACAAAUCUGAGCAGCAAAAUUUUGACGUAGAUUGAUUUGCCUUGAAAUAAAGCUACAUUCUGACAAAAGUUGUAAGCAAAUUUAUUAUAAAAUUAUAUUUUGUAUUUAUUUUUAUUUAAACAAAAUACAGUAGCAACCAUUGAGCAAGAAUAGAGCUUGGAUUCUAAAAUAUCUUUGCUCGUACAUCCCACAUUUUAAAAAUAAAAAGAAACUAUAAUGUAAUAUGUAUAUUAGAUGUAGAAUAUAUGUAGCUUUUUGACGAUUAUUUAAUUAAUAUUGGAAUAUACGCUUAUAAAUAUGA
Molecule: messenger RNA, 2260 nt
Organism: Eupeodes corollae
Lineage: Eukaryota; Metazoa; Arthropoda; Insecta; Diptera; Syrphidae
Exons: 2
Coding region: 156-1916 (586 amino acids)
Biological process (GO): regulation of DNA-templated transcription
Molecular function (GO): DNA-binding transcription factor activity, RNA polymerase II-specific; RNA polymerase II cis-regulatory region sequence-specific DNA binding
Source: RefSeq, a predicted model, not a curated record